Messenger RNA from Thelazia callipaeda (thelaziosis nematode), 438 nucleotides. NCBI's taxonomy places the organism in Eukaryota, Metazoa, Nematoda, Chromadorea, Rhabditida, Thelaziidae. The record is from the annotation of a GenBank genome assembly.
AUGACACUGCCAUCAGCAGAAGUUUCAAUCAGGAAAACAUCAGCAACACAAGAAGUUGAAGAUGAAAGUGUAGAAGAACGACAGAAGCGUAAAAUACCGCCAUCUGCACCACCGGUGGUUUUACGUUCUACGCCUGGUCGGACGACUUGGACUAAACGUUUGUCAAAAACGAUUCAACGUCGUAGUGGAUCAUUUUUGAAUACUUUGGUACCAUUUCGAAAAAAUCUUGAACAAAAUCAAUCAAAUACAAUGGCAGAAAAAGCACCAGUAAUGACCCCGUUUCAACAUAAACGACGUGCAAGUGCUGCUCCCGCGGUUUCUCUUCAAGUUUCUUUUAAAGAUAGUAAUGAUUCCCCGGUGGGACUUCUAGAGAAAUGUCGGCCAACUACAGCUAAUGCUUCGACUACAACAAACACUAAUGUUUCGCAUAGUAAGUAA